Molecule: messenger RNA, 4491 nt
Organism: Planococcus citri (citrus mealybug)
Lineage: Eukaryota; Metazoa; Arthropoda; Insecta; Hemiptera; Pseudococcidae
Product: fibroblast growth factor receptor homolog 1-like
Exons: 19
Coding region: 362-3433 (1023 amino acids)
Biological process (GO): positive regulation of kinase activity; multicellular organism development; protein phosphorylation
Cellular component (GO): signaling receptor complex; plasma membrane
Molecular function (GO): ATP binding; transmembrane receptor protein tyrosine kinase activity
Source: RefSeq, a predicted model, not a curated record
GAUCGCUAGUAACGUGCUAUAUGCGCUUUGGUGUUUUUUUUCUCGUGCGUUUCGUAGUCUUUAGUUUAUCCAAUUUGUGUCCUUCGUCUGGUGGAGGAUGUGCUCGGUGUUUUAACGUUUACGUAUGUGCUGCGGUGGAUUAAAGUCUAGAUAAUAAUUGCGUUGUUUGCAACAAGUGAUUAAAAUAUCCUUUUGUGAAUUUAAUUGCUUUUGUUAUUUAAUCAACUUGACGUAUUAUUUUUUUCGAUUGAAUUAUCAGUGUACUUGUAAUUAUGCAGUUCGAGAUCGGUGGUAUUUUGUGCUGGUGUGUGUGAAGUUUUUUUUUCAUUCGAAGGAGUUUUCAAUUAGGAACAUAUUCGAUAUGGAUUUUACGAAGAAAAGUGGAAAACUUAUACGGAUUUCAACGGUAUUAUGCUGCUUUUUGAUGUUGAUGUGCACGUGGGCUGAAACGCACCCCAUCAAUAAAGUGAAAGAGAUCACGUUAAAGAGAAACCAAACGAAUGAAACUUUCAAAGAUGAUGAUGAGGUGAACCUCGUAUGCAGUGCUCCAUCACCUGAUCUAAAAAAUAUCACUUAUACUUGGUAUAAAGAUGGCAAAAGUAUAGAAUCCAAUUCGAAAGAUCACAUCAAAAUUGAUAAACAAUGGUUAAAAUUCAGGGCAAAUAAGAAAAAACACAAUGGCACAUUUUCCUGCCUGGUUAAUUGGAUAGAUGAUGAGAACAACACGGUGGAAAAUUAUUGGCAAAAUAUAACCGUAAACGUACAACCGAGAAUAUUUAAAAUGAAACAAAAUGUACAAAAACCACGAUUAGAAAUAAUGAGCAGUAAAGCCGAUAUCAAAGAAGAUAUUAAACUGCAACCAGAAUCUUCAAAUUCGGUCACUCACGUUGUUAAAAUUUACGGCGAAAAUUUCACAUUCAGUUGUCCAACAUCAAAAAAUAAACACAACUCUGUAAAAUGGUACAAAAAUGACGUCGAAAUAAAAGAACGACGAGACUCGCAAAACUGGACGAUGAAUAACCUAACAAACGAAGAUAAUGGAAUUGACGUAAGAUGCGAAACCAAAACAUCCUCCGAUCAUCAUCAUCUGCACGCUUACAAAUUACACGUUUUCAAAUCCAAAGAUGAAAUGCCAAUAAUUGUCGAAGGACCGACCAACACCACCGUUUUUAACGGCGAUAAUGCAUCUUUCACGUGUUUCGUAUCGAAUUUAUCCGAUAGUAAUAUUACUUGGUUGAAUCGAUCGACUGAACAUCCAUCAUCGAUCAAUAUCACUCGAACUAUGUGCAAAGCAUCGAUUGAUUCUAGUCAUAUUAAUUCUGAUCCUCAAAAGUUGGUAAUUCGUGAUGUCAACAAGAGAAGUUCUGGAUGGUAUACUUGUGUUGUUUGCACUCCUUCAACCACAGUCACAAGUAGCGCUUGGUUAGAAGUUGAAGAUGUUGAUAAGGCAGCUAAUCGAAACGAUGACGAAGAAAACGACGAUGCAGAAAACGAUACAACAGAACACGAGAAGGAUACUACGCUAAAACCAUCAAAACCUUUGGGUCCUUCGGCACCUUCGUUCAGAAAAAAAGAUGACCUGCAUCCCACCGUUGCCAAACCUGCCGGUAACUCUGUAGAACUGAAAUGUCCAGCAACAGGCAAUCCAACGCCAAACAUUACUUGGCUAAAGGACGGUUUCCCGGCGACUAGAAUUUUGGGUGUAAUGAAACCUCGAGGAAAAUGGUCAAUCAUUAUGGAAGACAGCAACACUAACGAUGAGGGAAAUUAUACAUGCGUUGUGUGUAACAUGUACGGCUGCAUAAAUCACACGUUCAAAGUUAAAAUAGUAGAACGACCCCGCGCCAAGCCGUACAUCAAGGAUGGCUUUCCCAAAAAUCUCACCGUUUUGGUGAACACAAAUGCGACAUUCGAAUGCCCGUCGCAAGCCAGUAAUGCGUGGUAUGUGGAGUGGAUAAGGCCAUUUUCAAAUCAGUCGUUGAAUGCUACAUUUCCACCAGAAGGAUAUCACAUAAAGGAAAAUGAAGCAAAUCUCGAGUUAUCCAAUGUAACUUACGAAGAUGCAGGAUGGUACACUUGUGUGGCAGCUAAUAAUCUUGGUGCCACUUAUGCAAGCGCUUAUUUGAACGUCGUAGAUGAAUUAGAAGAUCCAUUCAAAAUGCCAAUCAUGCCAUCACCGUAUUCUAGAUUCACCACCAUUAUUAUUGUGAUUUUAAGCACAUCAUUUGUAAUCGCAGUGAUGAUAGUAAUAUGUAUUCUUCGUCGAUUUAAAAAGGAAAGACAAAAGAAGCUCAUAGCGCUGGAGACGUUGACUCAUUGGACGAAAAAAAUCAUCAUUGAAAAGGCAGCUAUUUCAAACGAAAAUUUACAAGGACCAUUGCAAAUGCCAAUCGUGAAAAUCGAACGUCAAAAAGCUCAAAGCGUUAGAACCGAUUCAUUCUCAGCGAGUGAAUACGAAUUACCAGUCGACUCAGAUUGGGAAUUCCCUCGAGAAAAUUUGCAACUUGGAAAAAGUCUUGGAGAGGGAGCAUUUGGCAAGGUUGUGAAAGCCGAAGCGUUUGGUAUCCUGCAACCAAAUGCCAACACAACUGUAGCAGUUAAAAUGUUAAAAGAGCAACCCACCGACACCGAUAUGAUGGACUUGGUAUCGGAAAUGGAAUUAAUGAAAGUUAUAGGAAGACAUCGAAACAUUCUGAAUUUAUUAGGAUGCUGUACACAAGGAGGAAUCUUACUCGUUAUCGUCGAAUACGCGCCUCAUGGAAAUUUAAGAGAUUUCCUCAGACAGCAUCGUCAUUCAUCCGGAUACGAGCCAGCUAUUGGAGCACCCUUCAAAGAGAAAACAUUGAGUGAAAAAACUCUGGUCAAUUUCUCCUACCAAAUAGCCAGAGGAAUGGAGUAUUUGGCUUCUAAAAGAUGCAUACACAGAGAUCUUGCUGCUCGAAAUAUUCUAGUAUCAGACAAUUACGAGAUGAAAAUAGCAGAUUUCGGUCUCGCUAGGGAUAUUCAUAAUAAUGAUUAUUAUAGGAAAACCACAGAUGGCAGAUUACCAGUCAAGUGGAUGGCUCCAGAAGCCUUAUUCCAUAGGGUUUAUACUUCGCAAUCAGACGUCUGGUCCUACGGCGUAUUAUUGUGGGAAAUUAUGACCCUAGGAGGAGUGCCGUAUCCUACCAUUCCAAAUAUGGAGGAAUUAUUUAAAUUACUUCGUACUGGUCAUCGUAUGGAGAAACCAGUUCAUUGCUCUUUGCAAAUUUAUUAUGUGAUGCGAGAUUGUUGGAGUUACGAUCCGAACGACCGUCCUGAAUUUUCUACUAUUGUCAAAGAAUUAGAAGAGAUAUUAAUGAAUUAUAGAGAAUAUUUAGACUUGGAGCCUCCUGAAUUAGAAACGCCGUCGACUAGUCCUGAAUCAAGCGACAGUGAAGAUCAUUUAUUAUGAUACAAUUUUUUGUAUUUUAAGGAUAAUUUUAGCAAAACAUCGAACCGUAUCAAAGAUAUACCUAAUUAAGAAACAUAUGCUCGUCUUAUAUUGUUGUAUCUCUUACCAAAUGUAGUCUAACUUAUUUCAGUAUUAUUUUGUUUUCAUUUAUUAUUAUUUGUUUAUUUAUUGUGUUACUUGUGUACAAAUAUGUGGAUAAAGAACGAUAAGUUGUCAGUCUCAUCGUUGGUAUACGGUGCUUUUGAAACGGAUAUGUAAAGAAAUAUACUCCAGUACAAUAUUUCAAUGAUUAGAUCUCAUUAUAUUUAAGUUUUUAUUUUCCAAUGAUCGGAAUAUAGAAAUUUUUUGUGCGUGUCAGUGAGGCUAGUUUUGCAUUUAUUAUUUUAUUCGAGAGAAGUGAAAGCAAUUUAACUGCUAUUUUUUUUAAUGUUUUGUAAAUUAAAAAAAAAUGUUAAAUUAUUUGUAUGUAAUGUUAUUAAAAUUAAUGUCUUAUUACUCAAAUGUAUAUUUUGUAUAUGAUUUCGUGUAAUUAAUGUUUUUGUAAUAUUUUACAAAUUAAAAAAAAAAGUUGCUCUGUUGUAAUUCAAGGUGUUUUAAAUAUCACCCUAAUUUUUGUAUUUAUGCGACUUAAUUCUUAAUAUUGAACUUUUCAUCCAAUACAAAACCAAUGUAUUUAUUUUUAAACGCGAUUGAUUGUGUAUCCAUGUAAUUUAGAUGUUUUACAAAUUAUUCUAAUUAAUGCAAUAAAUAUUUAUUAAAAGUUCAUGAUGUCAAGACCAUAAAAAGGUAAUAAUUGUGUAGGUCUUGGUACCAUAUCAUGAAAUUUAAUUUUUUAUCACGCCAUUUUAAUUAUUGUACUCGAUUACUUGAUGUUCAAAUUUGAAAAAUAAUCGAUCAAAAACCUAUAAUAUACUUAUUCAUGGGUAAAUUUUGUACCCACGAUUCAAGCAAUUAUGAAGAUUUAUUAAAUAUUUUGAAUUUUUUUGAUUUGUUACCUAAAUAGUCGGUUUAUUUUUCAUUGUACUCGUAAAUUGGAAAUAAAAAUUAUUUAUAUUCAG